Messenger RNA from Cyprinodon tularosa, 6102 nucleotides. RefSeq names its product tudor domain containing 15 (gene tdrd15). NCBI's taxonomy places the organism in Eukaryota, Metazoa, Chordata, Actinopteri, Cyprinodontiformes, Cyprinodontidae. The record is from RefSeq and is a predicted model, not a curated record. The coding region runs from base 172 to 5877 and encodes 1901 amino acids. The transcript has 5 exons.
CAUUCAUUUUUAAUAACCCACGUGAAAAGCACCUAAGUAUUUUUCAGAUGGAAUCUUUUUGCACCAGUUGAUUAGCGCACCAGUUAGCGCCAGUUGGACUGGACUCUAGAUGAGGGCGGACAGGAAACAGGCGUCCAGACUGAUUUGGAGAUUGAUCUGGUUUUUCAUACAAUGCAGACCAGGGAAGGACCCGAACAUCUUAAGUUUCAAGACUCUGGCGAACUGACACAGCACCCCCUUUGGUCUGUGGAUCUGAAAUUUAACCACUUGGACUGGAGCCCUGAAGCCACUCUGAUACACUUCCAGGGACAGUACCCUUCCACAUGUGACCUGGACUACAACAUCUUGCAGCAAGAACUUCAAAACGUUCCAAAAACUAAAGCUGCAGUGGAAGUCGCUGGUUUCUGUCUGGUUGAAGAUGUGACUUCAGCUCAGUGGUACCGUGGAAGAGUUCAAAACAGAAAGGGGGGCUUGCAUGAUGUUUUCCUGAUAGAUUACGGAAAUGUCCUGAGUGUCGAUGUGGCUCACAUAUCCUCCUGUUCGGAUGACCUGUUUAUUCUGCCUCCAAAAAUAGUCAGUGGGUUUCUGGCAAAUGUGCUGAUUUUCCAGAAUUCUUCUCAAUCCCUUAUUGAGCGAUACUUCUCAACCCUGAUUGGCAAAAAUGUUACAGGUUUCAUCCAAGCACUUCUUCCUUACAAAAUCCUUCUGUUGGAAGCACCUGACAUCAACUAUGAUCUUGUUCAACAUGGAUUUGGGAGGCAUGUGGACAGAGAUACAUUCCUUCUCCUGGUCAGCAUGCUUACUGAGGGGACACUUAAAGAAAAUGUGGAGCCAGUUCCUGACCUGCUCAUUGAAAAAUCGAGAGGACAAGAAUUUUGCUAUAAAUCAUCAAGCUUUCAUGGAUUUCAGGACAUUUUGUCUAUCUGUGGGCCAAAAUUAAGUAUUGGGAAGCGUGCAAAAGUGCAAGUAACUGCUGCUGUCAGUCCUAGGCUCUUCUACUGUCUGAUGGCUGAUGCUGCACCCGAGUUUUUGCAAGUUUCAAAGAAGCUGGCUGAAAUUUGUGAGGACAAAAUGAAAAGACACAGUUGGAAGACUACAGAUAACCUGGGUAAUUUAUGUGCAGUUAAAGGGAAAGAUCAGAGAUGGUACAGAGGCAUUGUGCAGUUUCUGCUUGCCGACUCUCUAGUUAGAGUUUUCUUCAUUGACUACGGGUUUUUUGAGAUGGUGAAAAUAGAGAACGUCCAAAGCUUACCACCUGAAUUUUUCUCAAAGCAAAUCAUGGCAUUUCCAUGUACUCUGCCGCCCCUGGCUGACCAGGAAACAGCGUUCAGAACUCAGCAGCUCUCUUUUCUUAAGGCAGGCUUACUGGGAGCAGUUCUGAAUGUAGAGAUCAUUGGUUUUGCUAAAGCUAAUCAUUUGUACACAAUCAGGGUUUUAAGUGAUGGAGAUGCACAUGUGGAGGAACCUGAGCGUUUCCAAAAUCUUUGCUCUCAGUCAGUUUCAAAUGUUGAGGAUACGACACCUCAGCACAGACAUGAGAACUACAAGGCAAUCCUGUGUGAAGCUCUAUGCCAAACUCUAGAAGCAGAGGAAGUGCAGGUUGGCUCUGACUUUUUUGGCUACGUUGAGUAUGCGAAGGAUCCAAACCACUUCUGGAUCAGAACAGAGAAACGCAAUCAGGAGUUCGAGGAAAUGAUAACCAAAAUCAAUGAGCAUUUCACUCCAAUAAAGCUAGAGGAAGAUGUUCUGCUGAAUCCAGAGGUAGGGACCAUGUGCUGUGCUCUUUAUGAGGAAGACAUGCAUUUCUACAGGGGCAUGGUGAUAGACGUUAUCAAGCAUGGAGCUGAAAUCCUUUUUAUCGACUUUGGGAAUGUCGAGAAAGUACCACACAAUUUAAUAAAAAAGAUACCCAGGCAGUUUACAAGCACGCCCCCCUUUGCCAUCUGUUCCACACUUGUCAGUGUUUUUCCUUUAGAUGAAGUCUGGCCCAGUAGGACAUGUCAGUUCUUCAGAAGAGCUGUUUCCAACAAAACCCUGCUCAUCAAUCUAAAGGAAAUUAAAAACAACCUCGUUGUCGUCGACUUGUUUGAGAGGGGAAGCAGCAUCAGUAUAGCUGAGCUCUUGAGCUCAUCCAAGCUUGCCGAACACAUUCCCCAAAAGCCUGCAGACAAAAGUAACAAAGAGCUGUCACACUAUGAAGCAAACAGGGCUACAAAGAUGGGGAAGUGGCAGAGUUGUGAUGAGGGAGUGAAUAAAACGGAGGAGGUUAAAGCCAAUUCCAUGUUUAAGGCUUUAAAGAUCAAGCCAGGGUUUGAACUCUCUGUACACUGCUCACACAUAACCUCCCCAUCUGAUUUCUGGUGCCAGCCUCUAGAUGGGAUUCCAGCUUUGAAGGAGCUCAUGAAGGAAAUCCAGCUGUAUUAUUCAGCCCACACAGCCCCCCUCCAGCCUAACGAGUCUUGUUGCGUUGCCAAGUCACUCCAAGAUGGAAGAUGGUACAGGGGCUAUAUCAUUAGAAAUGAGAAGAGUCACACCUUAGUGAUGCUGGUUGACUAUGGCUCUGUUAUUCAGGUCAGAAGUCAUGAUCUACAGGCAAUUAUGCCAGAGUAUCUUCAUCUGGAAGGACAAGCUUUCAGGUGCAGCCUUUCUACCCUGAUUGAACCAGCAGAUCCCAAAUACUGCAGUGAUUGGAGUCCACAUGCGUGCACCUUGCUGAAAAGUUUUGCCUGCAAUGCCAGGGGUAUUCUGAAAUGUAGGGUCAUCUCACAGUUGAACAUGAAAAAAGUAGGUUUGUGCAAUGUUGUUUCUCUCCAAAACAGCAAAACACAAGAAGAUUUUGCAAAGACACUCACAGAGCUAGGACUUGCAAGGGUAGCAAGUUCAUCAAAAAGGCAAAACUCUGAUGUACUCCCUGAGACUUUUACCUACUCAUCAUUUGAACUAAGUCCAGGAGCUGAAGAACUGGUCUAUGUCACACACGUCAGCAGCCACUAUGAAGUCUACUGCCACCUUGAGAGGAACUCAGAAGUAAUCGAAGAACUAGCUGUUAACAUCUCCCAGGAGAGUGAAAACAUAAUGCAAGCCAGCACAGGACCUGUUGUGACGAGACUGUGCCUUGCAAAAUACUUGGAUGGUAAAUGGUACAGGGGCAUGAUGCUACCCACUCCGUCGUCCCUGCAUGUUGGCGUGUUCUUCGUCGACUACGGAAACACUAACAUAUCUGACAAAAAGUCCAUUCUGUUGAUUACAAGGAGCUGUGAAGAGCUGUUGUACACGCCUAUGCAGGCUGUAAAAUUUAACCUCUAUUCAGUGCCCACAACUGAGCUUUAUGUGGACAUUCAGGAGUGGCUUUCUAAAGCACUCAUCAACAAGCUUGUUAAAGCAGUACUGCAAGGGAAGAGGAACGAUGGAUCAUUUGAUGUCGAGCUGUUUGAUGGAGACAUCAGCAUCAAUGAGAAGGUAAAAGAGCUCAUUCUGAGUUCUCAGAAACCAAAUGCUGCAGCCACAUGUAAGGUAAGCAGCACAAAAACUAAAAAGAACCACAAUUUAAAUAAGGGAAAAUGUCAAUCUAAAAGUGCAAUGCAAAGGCAGGGUGCAUCACCAUCUAAAGUUCUUAAUGGAGCAAAAAUGAGAAACACCCAAAAACCGGCUCAUGGUAGGUCUCCAAACAGGAACUCAGGAGCAAAACAGACAAAUGAGCACAACACGAGGAAAACGGGUCCUAUAAAACCUCAAACCAGGUUUACAAAUGGAAGCCAAAAGUCACAGCCAACACGGCAGAGGAACGAAGGGAGAAAAUCCCAGCCGGCACAGUUACUUGAUAAACACAUAAAUCCCGGCUUUAAGGCAAAAUGUUUCGUGUCCCACAUCGACUCCACCAGCAGCUUCUUUCUACAGCUGUCAGACGAUGAAUUGGCCAUCUUUAAAAUGGGGGAAUACCUUAACUUUAGUGUCCUUAAGAAUUCCUUGAAGACAGCCUCCCGCUUGAGCAUUGGGGAUGUUGCUUUGUCCGAGUUUGAGGAGGACGGCGCUCUGUAUCGUUCAGUUGUGAAGAACCAGGAAGACAUAUCUCAUUACAGUGUGGAGUUUGUGGACUAUGGAAAUUCAGCAGUUGUAGAAAAAGAACAUAUUUACCAAAUACCAGAGGAGUUCCUGUCCCAGCCAAGGUUCAGCAUACCAUGUUCACUGAUGAACACAGCAACAUAUAGAGACGAGACAUCUUUCGCUAAAGCUGCUUUGGAGAAUCCGCUCAUGGUGGAGUUUGUUUGUCAGCAAGGCAUCCAGUGGCAGGUCAAGGUUGGGGUUCUUAAUGGAGAAGCUCAAGUAGAUUCAACACAUGGUUGUGUUUCUGAGACGAAACGCAAAGAAGAGUCUCCCUCACCUUUGUCUGAAUCCAUUAAGAACUCAAGUCUAGAACAGUGCAGGGAAGUAGGAUCUGUUAUAAAAAGCAAGAGUUCAGUGCCAGAGCAGUCGGCCAAACAACAGGCUCAAAACAAUGGAAAAUCUUCAAUGUCUCUCUCAGUCACAAGGGAUCAACUAGAUGCAGUCCUCCCUCAAACAAAUCAGAUCAAAAACAACGAAACUGGAACCAUCCUCUCACUCCAGAGAAACUGUAGCUUUUAUGUCAGACUUACUAAAGAUCACAAAGUUCUCACAUCAAUGGAAAUGCACUUGAUAGACAACAUAAAGGAGUACAAGAUUGUGCCUGAAGCAGAUAUCAGACAAGGCCUGAAAUGCUUGGUCCAGGCUGGUGACGGCAAGUGGUGGAGGGCUGUCAUUCUGCACAUACGCAAGAUAAGGCUAGAGGUUUUUCUGGUGGAUCAUGGAGUGACAGCAGACAUCAAAAGAGGGCCUGUCCGACAGCAGUGUACCUACCUGGAGAAUAUCCCAAACCUUGCUCGAUUGUGCAAGAUCAAAAGUCCUGUUUUGGUUGAGGGAGAAACUGUUCACCAGGGCUGGUAUGAAGGGCUCCAACGACUAGUAGGUACCAAGGUCAGGCUAGUUUCUUUGAGUUUUUCUGAGGCUGAUGAAGUUUGGCUAGUUGAAAAAGUCCUGAGUUCACAUUCGAUUGUGUCUCAAGUUAAGGCCUUGAUGCAGCAGAAAGGGGAAAAUGUGGCCGCAUCAGCUGCAACCCAAAUAGAGAGCUUACCAAAUGGACUCGGUGUAGAUGGGUGGACUCCGCAGCUAAUCUCCUGUGCUCCUCUUGAGACUGAUAAAGCAUAUCUUGGCUCUGUGGCUGCGGUCAACACUCCCUCUCAGUUUAGUGUUAUGCUUUAUGAUUUGCUACCCAUCAUGGACAAAGUUAGCAUCUUGUUGGACAACCUCCCUGAGAACAUACCAACUCUGCCCCAAGCCGACCUUGUUCCAGGGGCCUGCUGCCUGCUCUUGUCCGGAUCUGAGAUGUGGUGCAGGGCUGAAAUCAAACAAAUAGAAACCAUAUUGACCCUGAACCUCGUCGAUUACGGACAUAAUGUGAGCAUACCGUACGAUGAGUUCUCCAAGUUGAAGCGGCUUCCACAGGAGCUAGCUGAUCUUCCAAAGACAACUUACCCGUGUGUACUGAGGGGGGUAAAGUCAGCUAGCCUGGACGGACAGUGGAGUGAUGAGGCAGCCGCCUUCUUCCAGCUAUGUUUGGUCGAGAAGAACAUGCAGAUCUUCUUCAGAGAGCUCGGCACCAACUCCACCUGGGCAGUGGACAUUCUCGCCGAUGGAGUUUAUGUCGCAGAGGAGCUGGUGGCCGCUGGACAUGCCAACAACAUAGAUGUCCUCCUUGAACACAGGCUCCACAUGUCAAGCGUCUCUAAACAUCUUCAAGUCUGUGAUGCUGAUCAGCAGGAGGCCUCUAGUGAAGUCUGCUGUGGGGCAAAGGUUUCCUGAUGUGAAGUUUCUUCAACCGUUUUCUGCAGCAGUUCUUCAACUUCCACUUUGUUUACAUUUUUGUUUCUGUUUUUGUUUGAUUUUCUAAGAUGGCUUUUAUUCCUUAAGAUUAAUUGAAGUGCGUUUGUUCGGAAAGGAUUACAUGAAGAAUUACAUUUGAUGUUAAAUCCUCUUUAAAUGCUAUAUAUAUAUAUAUAUAUUUUUUUUUUUAGAAGGAUAAUCUUU